GUUGAGCAAGCCACAUCGCAUCUCCCCUUCGCCUCCAUAAAACCCUCCUUGUGGGCUGUGGCGUAGUGGGGCGCCUCACGGGAGUUAGGGUUCAAGGGCAGGCGGCGACGAAGGCACCGCAUCUGCGCGAGAGAAUUCCUGGGGAGAUCGAGGAAGUGCAAGAGCUAUGGGCAAUUCGUGUGUUACUGUGAAAUCCAACGAUCCAGAGUUUUAUCGUGAUGGGCAGCCAACGUUCAAGUGGAGGAUCGAUGGUUUCUCCUCGCUGCUUGCUAAGGAUCAAGGAUGGACCUGCUCCAGUGUGUUUGAGAUCAGGGGGCAUAGCUGGUACUUGCAACUGAACCCAAGGGACACAAAGAGUGAUGACACCGAUGAAUAUGUUUCUCUUAGGCUUGAGCUGUCCCAAACAUCUGUGAGAUCCGACACGGUCGUGGAGACAUAUUUCAAGUUCUUGAUAUAUGACCAGUCAUAUGGAAAGCACCAUCAACAGAAUGUGAACCACAAAUUUCAGCCUACAAGUACAAGCUCUGGGACCUCAUGCCUGAUCCCCCUCACGAAACUCAAGGAGCAGUCCUCUGGAUUCCUCGUCAACAACUGCUGUGUUUUCGGUGUUGAGUUCGGCGCAGUUGUCACUGUUAAAGCUAAUGGUGCGUCAGAGACACUGUUUGUUCAGAAGGUUAACAGCAUCUGCAGUGAUCCCAAAGUCUACACCUGGAACAUUGACGACUUCUUUGCAUUGAAGAGCCCAAACAACUCUCCAGAGUUUGAGCUCUGUGGACACAAAUGGUUCAUCACCAUCUAUCCAUCUGGAGCCGAUAAGGAUGAGAACUACCUCUCUUUGUUCCUGGGCAUGAAGACGCCAGAUACGCAGAAUGCAAAGCUGGUAGAAUUGAGCAUAAUGAUCAAAGACCAGGAAACUGGCAAGCACCGGAAAGCAAAAGGCCGGCGCCAAUUCUCAAAGAAAUCCCCCUCAUGGGGAUGGCACAAGUUCAUAUUGCUGGAAGAUUUCAAGGACUCAUCAAAUGGUUAUCUUGUGAAAACAAAGUGUUGCAUCGAAGCUCAAGUCGCAAUCAUUGGUUCCUCCCAGAUGGAGUAGAUUAUUUAUCCUCGGCAUAUAUAUGCUCAUGUCUGUUUAAAUUGUCUGUGGUUGGACUGAAUUAGGAUUCUGCCUCCGUAUCUUUGUUUGUUUGCUUGUGUUUGAACUACUAAAUUUAGCUUCCAAAAAAAAACUAUUGAACGUGUCAAUCCCAAAUAAAGAUUCAGAAA
Messenger RNA from Brachypodium distachyon (stiff brome), 1263 nucleotides. RefSeq names its product probable inactive serine/threonine-protein kinase fnkC. Gene Ontology annotation, molecular function: protein binding. Bases 167 to 1093 code for a protein of 308 amino acids. The transcript is spliced from 7 exons. Lineage: Eukaryota; Viridiplantae; Streptophyta; Magnoliopsida; Poales; Poaceae. The record is from RefSeq and is a predicted model, not a curated record.